This is a messenger RNA of Schistocerca piceifrons (Central American locust), 1425 nucleotides long. RefSeq names its product 2-amino-3-ketobutyrate coenzyme A ligase, mitochondrial (gene Gcat). Gene Ontology annotation, molecular function: pyridoxal phosphate binding; glycine C-acetyltransferase activity. The transcript has 8 exons. The record is from RefSeq and is a predicted model, not a curated record. Bases 32 to 1345 code for a protein of 437 amino acids. Gene Ontology annotation, biological process: L-threonine catabolic process; biosynthetic process. NCBI's taxonomy places the organism in Eukaryota, Metazoa, Arthropoda, Insecta, Orthoptera, Acrididae.
CGCUGCGUCGGUACGGUGCGUCAUCUCGGAGAUGUGCGGCGUGAGUUGGCUGCCCUCAUCAGCAAUCUCUGCUUUGCGGCGGGGCCGAGUGACAUCACGUUUUCUCAUACAGUCCAAGGAUGUAGCACUGUAUCGGAGUGUGCAUUCAAAUGCAAGUGAACACCUUAAAAGCAUUUUACGUGAGGAAAUAAAUAACAUAAAAGCAGCUGGUACAUGGAAGGAGGAAAGGAUUAUCACAUCGAGCCAAAGCACUUUGAUCAGUGUUGCUGGUCAAAACACUAAGAUACUGAAUUUCUGUGCCAAUAAUUAUCUUGGUUUAUCAAAUCAUCCAGAAGUAGUCCAUGCAGCAAAAACAGCUCUUGAAAAAUAUGGUGCUGGAUUGAGUUCAGUUCGUUUCAUUUGUGGAACACAAAGUAUACAUAAGGAACUAGAAAAGAAAAUUGCAGACUUCCAUUGUAAGGAAGACACUAUAUUGUAUCCCAGUUGUUUUGAUGCAAAUGGUGGCUUUUUUGAGUCAGUGCUUACACCAAAAGAUGCAGUUCUUUCUGAUGAACUGAACCAUGCUUCCAUCAUUGAUGGUAUACGUCUCUGCAAGGCACAGAAGUUCAGAUACAAACACAGAGAUAUGGCAGAUUUGGAAGAAAAUCUGAAGAAAGUCAGUGAUGCUAGACUGAAAGUGAUUGCCACUGAUGGUGUAUUUUCAAUGGAUGGCAAUGUUGCUCCUUUGCCAGAUAUAUGCAAACUGGCACAAAAGUAUGGGGCUCUCACAUUUGUGGAUGAGUGUCAUGCAACAGGAUUUUUUGGGAAAACAGGAAGGGGAACUGAGGAAUUCUACGGCAUGAUGGGAGCAAUAGACAUUAUCACAUCUACACUGGGAAAGGCAGUCGGUGGAGCUGCAGGAGGAUACACAACAGGUCCUAAGGAGUUGAUUGAUAUCCUAAGACAGCGUAGCCGGCCGUACCUUUUUUCCAACUCAAUGCCACCAGCUGUUGUUGGUGCUGCAGUUAAGGCACUGGAUUUGCUUAUCAAUGACAGCUCAUUCACUGAACGUAUUCAGAAGAAUACAGAGAGAUUCCGUUCUGCAAUGACUAAAGCAGGAUUCACAAUUGCUGGGGAGAAUCAUCCUAUCUGCCCUGUCAUGUUAGGUGAUGCUAAACUUGCAACUAUAUUUGCAGAACAAAUGUUGUGUAGAGGCAUUUAUGUGAUUGGCUUCAGUUAUCCUGUGGUGCCAAAAGACAAAGCUAGGAUUCGGGUGCAGAUAUCUGCAGCACAUACAAAAGAUGAAAUUGAUAAAGCUGUGAAUGCAUUUGUUGACAUUGGCAAGAAGCUGAAUGUGAUAAAAUAAAAUACUUCUCAUAACAUGAUAAAUAUUAAAUAUGUAUAACAGACUUGCCUCACUUAUAAAUUUGCAACACUUGUGAACAA